AUGCGGUUCUGCGACGAUCACUCUAAAGACCUUGAAGCAGCACAUGCCUCCCUUCCAAAAAGCUCAUCAAACGAUGCCACUUCCAACCCGCCCGCGCUCCAGUCGCCCUUGAAAUCGACCCCCGCACGGAGGGGCAUUCCGCCACCGGCAACAGAGCUAUCCACGCUCCUUCUAUCCCUUCGCAAGCUGCGCGAAGCCGUUCUGGCAACGGCCGCGACAGCUCCGAAGGGGUUUUCGCAGCGCGUCCAUGUGUUCUCUAUUCGGCUAUCUAUCCUCGCCCAUCACCCACCAUCAUACUUUCCUUCUCUGCGAUACAUGCUGGACGAACUGCAUUCACCAUCCCGCCCGCUCCCAGAAGCCAAGGAACUGAUUACAUACAUGAUCCUCGACUAUGCCUGUCGCCAAGAAGACAUGGCAGCAGCCUUUGAAUUGCGCGCCCGGGCGCGCAAAGAGCACGCUUUCCAGUCACACAUGGUUGACAAGGUUCUCACGGCCCUGAUCCACAGCAAUUGGGUAGUCUUCUGGCAAGUCCACAACAGUGUGGACUCUCACGUUCGUGCAGUGAUGAAUUGGGCAGUAGAUCGGAUGCGCAGACACGCACUCAAGGCUGUCGGCAGUUCCUACCUCAACGUGCACAUCAAUUGGAUUGUGCACGGCUGCACUGGCGACGAUCAAGCCUGGACAUGGGAGGCAUUGGCCGAGAAAGAGAAACUGCGCUGGGAGCGGGAAGGUGAUAAAAUCAUCAUCAAACGACCCAGACAAAGGCCCCCGCCGAAACCAGAGCCAGAGCCAAAUGCGGUGGCUGCUUAA
Molecule: messenger RNA, 810 nt
Organism: Penicillium olsonii
Lineage: Eukaryota; Fungi; Ascomycota; Eurotiomycetes; Eurotiales; Aspergillaceae
Source: the annotation of a GenBank genome assembly